Messenger RNA from Misgurnus anguillicaudatus (oriental weatherfish), 1190 nucleotides. NCBI's taxonomy places the organism in Eukaryota, Metazoa, Chordata, Actinopteri, Cypriniformes, Cobitidae. The record is from RefSeq and is a predicted model, not a curated record.
GUUCAGCAUAACGUGUGUGUUUAAGGUAAUGACUGAACUAAAACAGAAAAUUGAGAGAAGGAUGACAGACAGGUUCUUUGGCUUUACUGUGAACAGCAAACUCAAGCAGCUACCCCCUUACCUGGCAAAUAAAUGUGUGGAGGAUUUUCUUGUUUUCUAUGAAAGAGCCAAGAAAUACAUAAGUGAAAGAUACGACUUCUCUGAGAACAGCUUUCAUAGCAAAGUGGCAAAGCUUGACCUCACAACUGCUGUGUCAUAUGAAGAAUACAGUGUUGCUGUCCAGGUCUGCAAUCUGAAAGACAUUGAUAUGGAUGAACUGUAUGAGGAAUAUGCCAUGGUGAAAGCUACCUUCACCUCUCCAGAAAUGGAAGGUUGCCACAGUGAAGAGCGAUAUCUGAAACUGUUUUCCAAAGCAGCUGAACCACUUGCGAAUCUCAGGAAGAUCAGUGCCUAUAUUUUCUCCAUCCCAUGCAGCAAUGCACACACAGAACGAAUCUUUUCAAUGAUGACAUCUGCAUGGAGAAAUGAGAGGAAUCGUCUGGAUGUGGACAGCGUCAAAGCUGAGCUCCAAGUCUGUGUCAAUUUCACCUUUCCCUGCACAGAUGUGUACAAGAAGUUUCUUGGAAACAAAAAACUCUUGGAUGCCGCCAGGAAAGGGCAGAAGUAUUGCAGAUAGACAAUCAACUAUUUGGAGAUGAACAAGCCCGGGGCAAUGGGGGCUUGCCUUGGUGGCCAUGAUGACCCUAGAGGUGCUGUUGUCGCCUGAGCUGCUGUUUUUUUUUUCUAAGAACUAAAAUGUGUAUUUUUUAUUUUUGCAUUAAUUAUUUGUUUAUGUAUUCCAGAAGUCCAGAUAUGUUAUGUUUUCUGGCACUGUGCCAGUCUGCCAGAUUAUUUUAUUUAUUUUAUUUAUUUUAUUUCCAGAAGUCCAGAAAUUUUGUGUUGUCAGGCACUGUGCACUUUGUUUUUGAAACAAUACAAAUUCUUCGAACAAACACUUUUUUGCCUCUUCUUUUACACAUAGGUCUACAUCAAAUUGUCCGGCAAUGAAUAGAUUAGGCUUUUUCAGAAUCACUGUAUCAUGAUACCAUAGAUAUAAUGGACAAAAUUGUAUUACGAGUACAUUGUAGGUGCGAGUCCUAUGCAAUCAUUCUUGCCUCACUAAAUGCCGCAAAGUGUCCUCCUUUUUGGUU